Molecule: messenger RNA, 1584 nt
Organism: Punctularia strigosozonata HHB-11173 SS5
Lineage: Eukaryota; Fungi; Basidiomycota; Agaricomycetes; Corticiales; Punctulariaceae
Product: cytochrome P450
Exons: 6
Coding region: 1-1584 (527 amino acids)
Biological process (GO): ergosterol biosynthetic process
Molecular function (GO): heme binding; oxidoreductase activity, acting on paired donors, with incorporation or reduction of molecular oxygen; iron ion binding
Source: RefSeq, a predicted model, not a curated record
AUGCUGCUGCUGGCCGCGAUCAACCUGCCGGUCAUCGCGGUGGUGAUCAACGUGUUGCGACAACUGUUGCUCCCCCGCGACCCGUCUCUGCCUCCGGAGGUGUUCCACUGGUUACCCUUCGUUGGAUCGGCUGCGUCAUACGGGAACGAUCCCAUGAGCUUCUUCUUUCAGUGCAGGGAGAAGUAUGGAGACGUGUUUACCUUCAUUCUCCUUGGACGACGUGUGACAGUGGCACUUGGGCCGAAGGGCAACAACUUCAUUCUCGGUGGCAAAUCGACGACCUUCAACGCAGAAGAUGCGUAUACUCACCUCACCACCCCCGUGUUCGGCAAGGACGUCGUCUACGACGUGCCUAAUGAGGUCUUCAUGGAGCAGAAGCGAUUCGUCAAGGUCGGCCUUUCGAUGGAUAACUUGAAGGCUUAUGUCGGCAUGAUCGAGGAGGAAGUCGAAAACUUCCUGAACCACGACGGCCAGUUCCUUACCUAUCAAAUCGGGGACAUCAACGAAUGGGGCCAGUUCGACGUAUCUAAGGUCUUGGCCGAGAUCACUAUCUUGACCGCCUCGAGGACGCUCCAAGGACGGGAGGUCCGCGAGGGCCUGGACAAGACGUUCGCCCAGCUAUACACUGACUUGGAUGGAGGAUUCACCCCAAUCAAUUUCAUGUUCCCCAACUUGCCGCUGGAGAGCUAUCGGAAACGCGACAGGGCACAGGCCAAGAUGAGCAAGUACUACACGGACAUCAUCGAGAAGCGCCGUCAGAAUCCCAACCACGAGGAUGAACACGACAUGAUCGCGGCGCUCAUGAGCCAGAAGUACAAGGACGGCCGCCCCCUGCGUGACCAUGAAAUCGCCCACAUCCUCAUCGCGCUCCUCAUGGCCGGCCAGCACACCUCGUCUGCCACCGGCUCCUGGAUCGUUCUCCACCUCGCCAACAACCCCGAAGUCGCCGAGGCGCUCUACCAAGAGCAAGUGAAGCACUUCAUGGGCCCCGACGGCAAGUUCCGCUCGAUGACCUACGACGAACUGCGCGAGCUGCCUGUGCUCGAUUCCGUCAUCCGCGAGACGCUCCGGCGGCACCCGCCGAUCCACUCGAUCAUGCGCAAGGUUCGCGACGACGUGCCCGUCCCCGCCACACUCGCUGCGCCCGCGUCCGGCAAGAACCGCGACCGGACGUACGUGAUCCCGAAGGGCCACUUCGUGCUCGCCUCUCCGCUCGUCUCCCAGGUCGAUCCGAAGACGUGGCGGGACCCGCUCAAGUGGGAUCCCUACCGGUGGAGCGACCCGGAGGGCGUCGCCGCGCAGGCGUACAACGAGUACUACGACGAGAAGGGCGAGAAGGUCGACUACGGCUUCGGUGCGGUGAGCAAGGGCACGGACAGCCCGUACCAGCCCUUCGGCGCGGGCAGGCAUCGGUGCAUCGGCGAGCAGUUCGCGUAUUUGCAGCUCGGUACCAUCGUCGCGACGCUCAUCCGCAAGCUCGAGCUUCGGAUGGAACAGCCGAUGCCCGGACACAACUACCACACGAUGAUCACGAUGCCGACGUUACCCUGCAAAGUUGUUUACCGGAGGAGGGCAUUUGAUUAA